AGCGACACAGUGGCGUGCUACUGCUACUGCUACUGCUACUGCUACUGUUACUAUCAUUAUUAGUGGACGAUCAUUCCAGCGCCACACAACGAGCAGAGCUCAUCUUUGUUUUUCUUCCUCCUCGCAUCCGCCUCCAGCGGCUCAAACGCUUCAUAAGAAGAAUCUGAUUGCGCUACUCUGUUGUUGGUCGUUACGGCGGUCCUGGACGUAUUCGGACACACGGACGCAUAGUACUCAGUACGACUGCCUUUUUUCUCUCUUGUUCUUUUAUUGGUUUGUUUGCCAGCACACAUGUCCAAAAUCAAUGCCACGUACAGCUCCGGCUACUACAUCGCCCCUGAUGUCGACUUCCGUAAGCUGGAGGAGCAGCAGCGCCAGGAGAGGCGAGGGAAGCGGCGACAGCCCGGUGCCGACGACGCCGCCGACGACGACAAUGUGAAGCGGCAAACCUUUGCCAUGCCUUUCGACCUCAUCUGCUUGCACUGCAACCGUCGCAUCGCACGCGGCAGCCACGUCUACACCAACCGCCGCGCGACGAAUGAGCGCUACCUCGACAGCAUCCGCAUCUGGGAGCUGGAGAUGCUGUGCCGGUUUUGCAAGGAGAAGUACUACCUGCGCACCGAUCCGGAGACGCCCAAGGACACGGGCGGGUACAUUUGCCUUAAGGGGUGCAAGCGUGUGGAGGGCGACUUCUACGAUCUGAACAAGCAGAACCAAGAAGCCCGGGAGGAGUGGAAAAAGGCGAAGGCGGAGGCGGAGCUGGACCCGCUCGCGGCGCUGGAGAAGGAGAACGAGGCCGCCCGUCAGCUGGAGGAGCGCAAUCGCCAGAUUGAGGAGGAAGUCGAGCAGCAGGCAGAGCACGACGACAGGGACCUUCUGACGAUGCUGCGCAGCCGACCACGGCGGCACGCGACGCUGGGCGAUGCGAACAGCAGUCACCACAGUGAUGAUGUGAGUGAUGGCGAUGGUGACCCAGACACUCCCUCGGCACCAGCAAAACCUCCGAUCUCGUCGACCGGCCUACCACCAGCACCGACCUCAAACUUGAUCAACGCAGAUAAGGACGGCACCGGUGAGUUCGGCGGUGCGGAGGACGUCGACAACGACGACGCUGGCGAAGACGCAGACGAGCGGAGCUACCGCGAAUUUGAGGAAGACAUGGACCGGCGCUGGCGAGCUCUGGAGCGGGAUCAGCGUGCGCAGCGCCGCAGGGAGCAGGAAAGCGUGAGUGCGAAGUCGACCGUGCAGGAAAGCGAGGUGGAUCGUGUGCUGGCCCGCUACGGCGGUGUGCGUCAUGCGCCGCCUUCGACAGCAGAGAACGGCACUCUGGCGGGGACGGCGCCGGCUCUCUCCACAGAAAUCAGCGGUCUGACGGUGAAGGACGACUCUAGAGUGGCAGAGGGGUCAGCUUUCACGGCAUCCGCAGUGCCGUCGGUGCGCCGCAAUAAAUUUCUCGUUGCGGUUGAAGAGGGGGACGAUGGCCCCGAUGCGGCGUGGAGGGCGCCGAUGACACGGCCCGCUACCGCGGUGGUGGCGCCGGUCUCGACGGUCGCCACGGCGGCCACUCAUGGAGUGUCUUCCCAAUCACGGGUUGGAGGCAGCGCUCUCCUGCGCAACCUUGUUGACAGCGACAGCGACGACGACGACGGCGAUGCUGAUGCCAGCACAUGA
Molecule: messenger RNA, 1671 nt
Organism: Leptomonas pyrrhocoris
Lineage: Eukaryota; Euglenozoa; Kinetoplastea; Trypanosomatida; Trypanosomatidae
Exons: 1
Coding region: 292-1671 (459 amino acids)
Biological process (GO): mRNA splicing, via spliceosome
Cellular component (GO): U2-type catalytic step 1 spliceosome
Source: RefSeq, a predicted model, not a curated record